Engraulis encrasicolus (European anchovy) is the source of this 5118-nucleotide messenger RNA. RefSeq names its product scavenger receptor class A, member 3 (gene scara3). The transcript has 11 exons. Bases 1392 to 3176 code for a protein of 594 amino acids. The record is from RefSeq and is a predicted model, not a curated record. Lineage: Eukaryota; Metazoa; Chordata; Actinopteri; Clupeiformes; Engraulidae.
UGCAUAUGGUUCCUGUCCAAGGCAUUACUUUCUCCCCCGGCUCAAAGCAGAAACUGAGACUGAGGACUGAGACGGCAUGUCAGAGACUGGGAGAGAGAGGCUCAGACAUGCCCUGCCUUCAUGAACCAUGCAGCCGUAGUCUUCUUUCUUUUAAAACUCUAACCUUCCCAAACCAUGCAGCUUGACUUUUUUUUUUACCUUUAGUCGUAGUCCUUUUUUGCUUUUGUUAACUCCUAAGUUGUCUUUUUAGUCCCUUCUUCUUCUCUUUCUCCCGCUUCUUCUUCUCAUCACUACUAAGUUGUCUUUUUAGUUCCUUCUUAGCCCCUUCUCCUUUCUUCUUCUUCUUCUUCUUCUUCUUCUUCUUCUUCUUCUUCUUCUUCUCAGAGAUGCACACAGGGAGCAAUGACUAGCGUGGAUUAUUAGAACUCAGCAGGAGCUUCCAGAUGUUUGUGGUUCGUCCGAAAAGACAGUGAAAAGUGACGGAGCAGCACCGAAAAAACAGUGGAAGGGGAAUACAAGAGUUUCUUGAAUACAGGAGAGGAGGAGGCAUUGUUGUUGUCUGUGGGUGACCAGCAUUCGGGACAUCCUGCACCUUACUGAUGCUCUUGAACGAUCGAGAAGAGAAGCGGAAGGGAGGGAGCGCAUUUGACUGAAGGGGAAGAAAGGACCUGGACCAAUCAAUCAAUCCUCGGGAUCCUAAUCUAACAUCUGUAAGGGACACGUCUCCUGGAAGAAAGGCAAGCCCUCGUCCCUGUCAACUGUCAACUGUGUCCUCUUGAGGCGCCUACUUACAAUUUUAUGGGUGUUCACCUUUGACUUUCUUUUCUCCUGAGAGAACUAAUAAUACAGUGAAAUUGACUGUGUCCUUCUGAGGUUGAUGCUCCUAGUUCUACUGAUGACUUCCUAAACAUCCUCCUUUGACUUUGUAUUUUCUCCUGGGAGACCCAAUAUAGUCACAUUAGUAGCAUUGACUGUGUCCUUCAGAGACUGAUGCUCCUAGUUCUACUCAUGACUUCAUACGCAUCCUCCUCUGACUUUGUUUUCUCCUGAGGGACCUUAUAAAAUAACAGUCUACUGGACAGAAUCCUCAAGCAACGUCCUUCUGAGGAAUCACUAACCUCAUGAACAUCCUCCUUUGCUCAUCCUCUGUUUUUUUUCUCCUGAGAGACUUCAUACAGUCAACUUAGGAAGCAUCGACUGUGUCCUUCUGAGGCUGCUACAGUACGUACAACUUCAUAAGCGUUCUCCUUUUCCACCUCAGCCACCGCCGCCUAGAGUGACCAUCCGCUCACCUUUGGAGCAUCCUUUGCAUGGAGGGGGGGUCACGCUGGAACUAAAGAACAAUAGGACUAAAGCAUACUAACAAGGAUACGUAACAUAACGGAGGCAUCAUGAAAGAGAGCUAUUGCGGCUACGAGAACCAACUCUUCAAAGAGGAGGACCUGACUGGAGAGGAGGAGGAGAUCCCGCCCUUCAGAGGGAGGACGCGUGGAGGCUGUGUGAAGUGUCAACAGACGCAGUCGGUGCAGCUGGCGGUGAAGGUCCUCUACGGCUUCUUCGCAUUCCUGAUCAUUAUUGUGGCUGUCCUGGCAUCCCUCGUAUUCAGGAGAGUUGACGGCUUAUCUGAAGAGGAAACGUUUUAUCAGAAGAAGAUUACUAAAGUCCAGGCGAGCAUACAAGACCUGGGUGCCGCCAACAACUGCUCCGAGUGCUUCAACCUGGCCCACUUCCGGGAGGAGGUCAUUAAGCUGAAGAAGGAGUUUGAGGACAUCCAGCGCAUGGUGCUCACCCAGGAGCAGAGCCUGGACCAGACCUCGCAGACCCAGCUGGCCCUCACCCAGACCAGCAAGCGCAUGCUGCGGGAGGUGCAGAGCUACGCCAUCACCAUGAAGCGCAUCAACCAGUCACUGGACCAGUACCUGGGACAGGUGAACGGUUGGCAGGUGGUGAUCAACGAGACAGACCAAGGCAUGAAGACAUUGCUGCAGGACCAGUUUGACGUGCGGGCGGCCGUGCAGAAUAUCAACACCACAGUGUCGCUGAGCUCCGACUGGAUAGGGGCGCUGCAGCGCAAGGCGGACGAGGAGACGCUGGUGCUGCAGAAGAUGACGACGGAGUGGCAGAACUACAGCCGCGUGCUCACUGCCCUCAAGUCCAACUCCAGCGCCACCACGGCAACCAUGCGCAGCAUCCAGAGCGGCAUCUCGGCCACACACCAGCGCAUCAGCAUGAGCUCUGAGAUGGUGCACGACCUGACGCUACAGGUGAUGAACCUGCAGAUGCAGCUGGACAACGUCUCCUCCUUCAUGGACGAGCACGAGGAGAACAUGCAUGACCACCGCUACCACUCACUCUACUACGAGAACCGCACCGCCGACCGCUUCGGCACACUGGACACGCGUGUAGCCACGCUGGAGGCGGAGAUCGAGACCAUCGCCACCAGCAUCAACGCCACCGUCGGACACGUGCAGGGCAUGUACAAGUACAUCGAUCAGGAGAGCCGGUCGUGCCGCACCCGGCUCGGCGGCCACACGGAGAACCUGCAGGAGCUCAACACCACGGUGCUGGUGCUGUCGGACCUGGUGGACUCGCUGCGCACGCGCUACAUGCUGAUGAGCGUGCAGCUGGACCUGGACGUCCGGAACAUCUCCAUGGUGAUGGAGGAGAUGAAGCUGGUGGACACGCACCAUGCCGAGGUGUUGCAGAACUUCACCAUUCUCAGAGGUGCUCCAGGUAAACCGGGCCCGAAGGGGAACCGAGGGGACACCGGUACCAAGGGAUCUAUCGGCAAGCCUGGGUUCAAAGGCGACCCCGGGGGCCCUGGCAUCCCCGGUCCCAUGGGGCCCAAGGGCUUCAACGGGCCAAAGGGGGCGACGGGCGAACCGGGACCCACAGGGGUCAGAGGGAACUCCGGGGUCAAGGGCGCCAAGGGAUCGCUGGGGCAACCGGGGCCACGGGGCGAGAGGGGUCAGAAGGGAGACAUGGGGGUGAUCGGGAAGGACGGGCUCACGGGUCCGAUGGGUCCGCCGGGGAUACAGGGGCAGUCGGGCUUACCUGGGCUACACGGCAUACCUGGUCCGAGGGGCAAACCCGGGCCUGUGGGUCCACCUGGGCCGCCCGGAACACCUGGCCCGCCCGGCCUGCCUGGGUCUCAUGCCGCCGCCACCACGUCCUGAACCCGCCCCGCCCAGUCACAGGCCAAUCAGGAUAUCUCCAUGGGGAUGCACUGACUGCUGAUUGGACAAAGGAAGAAUGUGUGACAAUGUGGUACCAAGGAACCAAGAACCCCUCUAUAAUGAUUUCCAGAUUUCCAGGAUCAUACCCUCAUGGUCUGACUUUGAGAUUGGGUCAUGUCCCCUUUUUGAUAGGAUUGUACCGUAUGACCUCCUCGUCUGACUUUGGGAUGUGAUCAUAUUCCCUUCUCGUCUCACUUUGGGAUGGGACCAUUACCUACCUGGUUUAACUUUGGGAUAGGAUCGUAUGCUCCUGGUUUAACUUUGAGAUAGGACAAUAUGGGCCCCUCUCAUUUGCUUUCCCGGUUCAAUGUAGAGCAGAACCAUGCACUUCUAAGCCUGAAAAACUCAUAAAGCCAAGGCUUAUGUGCAUAACAUUGCACGCAAAAUUGGAAAGGACUAGUAGGCUGGGCCUGUACACAUUUCUGCAGUCUCGAGGGCCUGGUUAACUGUGCUGGAAACGGCUGGAAAUGUGCUUGCUGUGCAUGGAUGAGUGGGCGAUUUAUGUCUCUGGUACUGGAUGAGUGGCCAGUUAUGUUCCUAGUAAUCGGAGCGAGGAAGAAACCGAGUGUUUACGGCAGCCCGGAGAGUGUUGAUAUGAGUGCAUACUCUCAGAGAGAAGGGUGUGCUGUGCUCUGUUGAGUUUAUGAGCAGAUUUUUUUUUUUUGAGGGGGUUCAGUUCUGAUGGCACUUUAAUGCUUUUGAUCAAGUGAGAUGAUGUUGUAAUCCUGUUGUUUAACUUUCUGAGAAGAAGACAGAAGUUCAGAGCGGGUACUCUGAAUGAAAAUAACAGAUUCGAAAAGGAAAAGCUCAAAAAAUGUGAUGGUGCCUUUUUCGGUGGACAUUUUGUGAUUUUCUGCAGAAUAUGUUACAUGACUUCAGUACAGAACAGAAUGAAAACGGACAAAGUCUAAUAACCUGGCACCAAAUUAGACUCCAAUAGUGAACUGUCUUAAAACAAUGUAUUUUGAGACCAUAAUGACCAUUCAUCAAGAGGGAUGAUCUGGGCUGCAUUUAAAAAAAAAAAAACCUUCUUAAGCAGUACUUAAGCCCAACUACCUACUUUAGUAUGAGGUGUCCCUUUGGCUAUAUAUCAGAAAUAGGUCUCACAUCGUCACUAAAAGUUCAUGCAUACACUAUAUGACUCACACAGGCACUUUGAGCAGGCAUGUUAUUUGCAUGUUCAAGAAAAAAAUUCUAUGUAGGCCUCAUACUGAAGUACUAGGCAUAAGUACUACUUAAAUGUUUUUGGGAAUCACAGCCAUGAUUGAGAAGGCUUACAAUCCAAAAUGCUCUAUAUCGCAAAUCUAAAUCUGUGUUUUGUGUAUAGUGUACGUGAACUUAUUUUUUUUAUUUUUAAAAAAAUAUAGGCUACCUGUCCUAAAUCUUUCAACAUGUGACAAAAGCUAUGUUCAGUAUUGUUUUAUAAAUGUUUUUUAUACAUUGUAUUCUCCUUGCACAUAAUCUGUUUUAUGGUACAUUAAUUCACCUUAUAACAAUUUACUAUUGCAGUGCAAUUGAAAAUAAUAAAAAAAGAUCAAUCUGCCAAACAUUUGGUUCUCCAUCUGGUUAGCGUUGUACUAAAUCUUGUUUGAUAAUGUGUGUGUUUUCCAGAUGUACACAAACAUUCAAGUGCUGUAUCACACUGAUUAAAGCUUUAACCCAGGAAACAAUAUUGAAAGCUUCAGUUAAAUGUUAUUUUCUCCUCUUCUCUUAACUUGUACAACUGGUUUUAGAUUGUUGUACUUUUCCCGUCUUCAUUGUUUUGCAAAAACACAGCCUGUAGUCAACAGCGUUGGCUGAACAAGUUGGAAGAGAAUUAUUUUUAGAUGUGCUUUCAACAUGUUUAAUCCCAUUGUAGAUGUACUUAAUAUAUUUCAUCUGA